AUGGCGUCGGCAGCAGCGAUCUUGUACGUCUGCGGCUGGGAUUCGACGCGCCAUGCAGGGGAAAAGAAAGCUGCCGUCGAUGCUACGGCCAUCAACAGCCAGAGUGUGGGUAACGCACAGUGGACGGCCGUUGUAGAGGGGCGGGACGAGCCCGGCGGUGGUAGUCACCCGUGGGCGGGGAAGGGGCCGGAAGGUAGCUUUCACGGUGGGCUUGGGCAGGAGACACGACAACCACCACCAGGCGGGGGUGGUGGCCAAGCAGAAAAUCGGCCACAGGCAAGAGAGGGCCGAGCCGCGGGUGCUGCGACCCCCUCAUCGUUUUUGAGCGAGGGCGCCGUGGAGGCGGUCGUCGGCGCGGUGGAGAGCUACGCCGACUUCGCCAAGAGAACUCUGGAGGCAGACGAGGUGGCCGUACAACAAGGGCGCCCGCUGCAGGGAAAGUAUAUCGUGCUGGAUUCGGGGAACGAGCUCGUCAAUCGUCUGCGCGGGGUGAUGAGCGGCUUCUUUCUGGGCGUGUUGACGGAUAGGGUGUUCGUGGCCGACAUCACGUACCAGAAGGACGGCACACAAGGGCUGCUGAGUGCUCUGUUUGAGGGGCCGGGAUACGAGUGGGACUUGUCGAAGCUCUCUCCCGGGCUCCGCGGAGCGCUUGCUCCCAACAAGAAGAAGCCCCCCCGCGGCAAGAUCAGGGGCGGAGCAAGCGGCAGCGACGCGACUCUUCUCUUCGACAUGUCCAAGGAGCACUUCGAGCACUGGGUGUGCCACGACGUGGUGGAGGGGCGGGGGUCCCCCGGCCAGGGGGGGUCACCGGCGGGGGCGGUGGUAACGCUCUCGACGGUGGUCUACCCGCUGCCCCUCUUGGCCCGCAACCCGGCCUACGCGUCGCACCCCAUCUUUCAGGCGGCGGCCGCGGGGGGGGGCGCGGAAGGGCAGAAAAAUCCGGGGGGUACGGUGGUGGGGCAGAGGGGGGUCGAGGCGCUCGAGACGCUGCUCACGAGGGUCGUCCUGAGGCCGACCCGGGAGCUGAGGGAGCGCGCGAGGGGGCUCGCGGAUAGGGUUCGUGAGAGGGCGAACGAGUGGGGGGGAGGAGGGGGGGGGGGGCGACCGGUAAGGAUCGUCGGGCUGCACGUGCGGACGUACUUCGUCAAGGCUAUCAGCACCGCAACGAAGCUGGAGAGAAACCUCCAGCACUUCGAUGACUGCGCGGUGGCCGGCAGCGGCGACGGGGCAGACACCGGCAGUAGCACCUUCUACUUCGUCGCUACAGACGAAGCCAACACGCAAGCGGCCGCAAAGAAGGUGUGGGGAGACGGCUGCUAUUUCGAGCCGUUCACCCUCCCCGGGAGCAAGCUGGAGGGCAUCAAAGCCGCCUUCGUCGACCUGCUGGUGAUGGGGUCCUUCGACGACUACGUCAUGACCCCGCACUCCAGCUUCAGCGAGCUCGGCGCGACCCUCUCCCACACCUGGCUACCGGACCCCGAAACGGCACUCCGGACGCCCCCGAACCGCCCCAUCGUGCCGCUCUUCCCGCAGACGAACGAUUUCGAGCGCCGGAAGGUGUUCUCCUUGCUGGACCGCCGGGCGGUGGAGAUUUUCCCGAGCGAUGACGGACAAGUUGUGGCCGCCGCGGGCGGCGCCGGGGCGGGCUCGAGCGGGAAAGGGAUGUGCAUGAGGGCGCACGCCGCGGGCAUGAGCGUGACGGUGGCCAUCGGGCGCCAGCUGCUGAGCAUGUUCGAGGCGAUGGAGGGAGCUCCUUGCAUGAAGGGCAAGGACACGACGAUCGCUGAUUUAUGA
Ectocarpus siliculosus is the source of this 1794-nucleotide messenger RNA. The record is from the annotation of a GenBank genome assembly. Lineage: Eukaryota; Phaeophyceae; Ectocarpales; Ectocarpaceae.